Molecule: messenger RNA, 2058 nt
Organism: Salvelinus namaycush (lake trout)
Lineage: Eukaryota; Metazoa; Chordata; Actinopteri; Salmoniformes; Salmonidae
Product: snRNA-activating protein complex subunit 4-like
Exons: 17
Coding region: 1-2058 (685 amino acids)
Source: RefSeq, a predicted model, not a curated record
AUGUGGAUGGCCAAGGAAAGCGAAGAGGACAGUGCUGAGGAGCUGGACCUACCCCAGAACACAGAUACAUGUCUGCAAAUUAACCUGGUUUAUCAGGAAGUGUUGAAAGAGAAAUUAGAGGACCUGGAGCGACUGUUAACAGACAAUCAACAGCAACAAAAAGAGAUUAUGUCUCAGCUAUCUGGCACAGGAACUCCCCAGGCUACCACAUCUGGAGAACCCACACUGAAGCUUUUCUUGGGGAGCUUUCUGAAGCCCUAUUUCAGAGAUAAAGUCACAUUUCUGGGCCCACCCGCUAAUCCAGAAACCAGGGAGAAGAUGAGUAAAAGAAUCAGACCUACUGAUGACGUCAAGAUGAAAAGAUGGGAGGGGUGGCAGAAGACUCUGCUGAUAAAUGCUGUGGUCAAAGACAGCAUGAAACGCAUGAUACAGCCCAAGCUGUCCAAGGUUGAAUACCUUACGCAGAAAAUGGCCAAAGCUGAAAACGUGGAAAAGCUAAUCCUGCGGAAACAAAUCACUGAAAUUGAAAAGGACAUUGAGGCCAUCGGUGCACUGAAGGAGGAUGAGCUGAUGGGUGGCCGCUAUGAUGACCAUGACUGGCAAAAGAUUUCCAAUAUUGAUUUUGAAGGCAUCCGUGAAGCAGAGGACAUAAAAAGCUUUUGGCAGAACUACCUGCAUCCCUCCAUUAACAAAGCCAGUUGGAAGGAAGACGAAAUUGAGAUGCUCAAGAAAGUUGCUGUGAAAUAUGGGCACCACAACUGGGAUCAGAUUGCUGAUGAACUUGGGACCAACAGGACAGCCUUCAUGUGUCUCCAGACAUACCAACGCUACAUCUGCACCGACUUCAAGAGGAGGAUGUGGGGCAGAGUGGAGGAUGACAUCCUUAGAGAGCUGGUGGAGAAGAUGCGGAUAGGGAACUACAUCCCUUACACCCAGAUCUCCUAUUUCAUGGAGGGCCGGGAUUCAUGCCAGCUGAUGUAUCGGUGGACUCAGGUUCUGGACCCCACCCUCACGAAAGGCUAUUGGUCUAAAGAAGAAGAUGAGAUGCUACUGAGAGCAGUGGCUAAACACGGGGCGGGGAACUGGUGGAAGAUGCGUGAGGAUGUGCCUGGCAGAAAUGAUAGCCAGUGUAGGGACAGGUAUGUGGACGUCCUGAUUGGGAACGUGAAGAAGGGGCCAUUUGACGAGGAGGAAAAGGCGCAACUUCGACAAUUGGUGGAGAAAUAUGGUAUAGGUAAAUGGGCUAAGAUAGCUGCUGAAAUGCCUAACAGAAUUGACUGCCAGGUCCUUCAACAGUGGAGGAGAAUGACAGGGUACAAGCCCAGACCUCGGAGGGACAGAAGUAGAAGAGGAUUGCAGAGGAGAAAGGCAGUGGCUGUGAGGAGCAUCAAGAGUAGGCUGAAGAGGCUAGACGAUGAUGUGCACUCAAGCGCCGAUGAAGAGGAGAGCGUCAAGAUGGAAUUUAUGGACAGUGACGACGAGAAGAAACAGAAGUUCUUUGAACUGUACGAAUCUGAUCAGGAAAGUGACAUUUUUGAAGACUACACCCAACCAGACAUGGAGCAAUGGAUCCCCAUGCGAGAGAAGCAGUUUGAAGGGAUGGUGAGGAGUGUGAUGGUUGAACGGCCCAGCAAGUACACAACGCAAGAGCAGGCAGCGACGGACAGCCAGGCCGCAGCACGCAAGUUCAUGGUGGUACGCUCCACCGUCCUGGACCGCUUUGGCAAGCCUGCUGCCACUGUCAUUGGACAAAACCCCCCAAUCCUGGCAAAGAAGGAUUGCAACAGUGACCUGGCCAUGCUCCAGGUAUGCUAUGGAGAGGUGAGGAACCUGAUCACUUGGAAGAAAACAAAUGCCACAAAACAUAAAAACAGUGGGUCUACAAGCAGUGACCAGGGGACGCCUCACAAUUGCUCAAGGCAAAAGGACUCCUCUGCCAACAGUGAAACCUACACCACUCUCAACUAUUCCCUUCAGUUGGCAGUCACUCCCUGGGUGGGCAAUGUGCUUAUGCCCCCACCAAUCUCUUCAAACAAGCUCAGUGAAGGUAGGGAAUGA